UGGGUUACUGGCGAUUGGAGCUGGUUACCUGCGUUGGGAGCUGGUUAUUGGCGAUUGGAGCGGGUUACUGGCGACUGGAGUGGGUUACUGGCGAUUGGAUUGGGUUACUGGCGAUUGGAGCUGGUUACCUUCGACUGGAGCAGGUUACUGGCAAUUGGAGCUGGUUUCCUGCGUUUGGAGCUGGUUACUGGCGACUGGAGUGGGUUACUGGCGAUUGGAGCGGGUUACUGGCGAUUGGAGCUGGUUACCUGCAUUUGGAGCUGUUUACCCUCGACUGGAGCAGGUUACUGGCGAUUGGAGCUGGUUAG
This is a messenger RNA of Pelobates cultripes (western spadefoot toad), 308 nucleotides long. Lineage: Eukaryota; Metazoa; Chordata; Amphibia; Anura; Pelobatidae. The record is from the annotation of a GenBank genome assembly.